Bacillus rossius redtenbacheri is the source of this 1681-nucleotide messenger RNA. RefSeq lists its product as uncharacterized. Gene Ontology annotation, cellular component: ciliary transition zone. Lineage: Eukaryota; Metazoa; Arthropoda; Insecta; Phasmatodea; Bacillidae. Bases 610 to 1497 code for a protein of 295 amino acids. Gene Ontology annotation, biological process: cilium assembly. The record is from RefSeq and is a predicted model, not a curated record. The transcript has 6 exons.
GGCAUGGACGAAUAAUUCGAAUAGUUGCGUUUUAAUAAUUCCAUCUGUAUACUAAUAAUAAAACGGCAUUUUAAGAGAAAUUUUUAUGUGCUAAUUUAAUUGAAAGUAUUCAAUUUCAGAAGCUAGUUCUCUAUAAAUUGAUCACAGCGCCAUGCCGCAUUGCCGUCAUGGCGUCAUCAAGUGUGUAACCUUUUGUGUUAUCAUAGUAUUUAUAUCGUAUUAAAGCAGUUUAUAUAAAUAUUAUAUAUAUAUAUAUAUAUAUAUAUAUAUAUAUAUAUAUAAAAUCUAUGAAACAAAAUCUACUAGAUCUUUGUCAGUGUAAGAUCUUGGAGUGUACCAGUUUUUUUUUUCAGAUACCAGCUUUUAGUGACAUCUGUACCAGGUCCGUUGAGCCACUGUCUAACAUCCCUGCAAACGACCACCUAGUAAUUAUGAAAUCUACCUUGCAGGGUUAAUUCAGGAAUGUAUAUAGCGGGAAUUAUGAAACCAUCCCUUGGGAGUAAAUUUAGGGACGUGUUUAAUGUGUACAAACAAUUUUUUUUUUAUCUCAAAAACAUUGACUUCCGAUAAUAACAGUCCCAGUGUAGGUGGCGAUCAGAAGGUCGCGGGAUGGCGGAGAGCGUGCAGCCCCGGGCUCGCGCCCCCGCGCCCCGCCCGAGGAAGAGGCGGGCUGUGAGCGAGCGCAGGAGGAGGCGUGCCGAGGGUCCCGGUGCAGAGCCCUCGGUGCCCGCCGUGCGGUCGGAGACCGUGAUAAUGGCCGUGCUGAGCGACCUGCGGGACGACGUGGUGGGCGGGCCGGCCGCGAGCGCCAGCCUGGGAGGGCCGGGAGAGGGAGGGGACACUCCUGCGCCCGGGAGGCCGCGCGGAGUUCAGGUGUACGUGCAGCGCGCGCGGGGGUUCUCACGCUCCAGGCGCGACGAGGCCCGGGAGCGCGGCGGAGGGGGAACGCGCGAGGCAGCGGCCCUCAGCACGGCCGUAGCCGCGCAGGAGCGGCUGUGGCCCGCGUACAGGCUGUGCCACGGUUUGCUGGGCGGACUGGCCCUUGCCGUGCUCAUCCUGUCGCACACUUCCGGAGGCUCGGAGGACGACGAGGAGAGGUUCGUGGCGACGCUGUCUCCUUUCGUGCGCGUCGCGGGACCGCUGUUCUUCUUCCUGGCCGCUGCCUGCACCGUGUCUGUGCUCGACAGGUUCGACGUGUUGAGCACGCACUGCAGCGGAGUGGCGGACACGCUGAGGCACCAGAGUCUGGGGCUGGCCGUGCUCGCCGUGCACGUCUUCACGCUGGCGAGCACGCUCGUGUGCGCGCGCUGGGAUGACGGCGUGGCUCUGUACCAGCGCAAUGCGUCCCACUGGGGCGAUCGCCAGGAGUUGCAGACGGAGCUGGGCCAGUGGUAUGUUCUCAACGCGUGCCGCUGCGCAGGGGGCGUGCUGGGCUGGGCGCUGGUGGUGCUGGCACCUGCGCGGGACCUGCUGAGCGACCACUUGGCCGCCCUGUAGUGCUCCGGUCGCACUUCUUUACUACCUCGAUUACCAAUCAUCAUUCUAACCUGAAGGGACCGUAGUUUUGUCGAGUUGCAAUAAUGAGGUUUGUGCCAACCAAACUUUUAAAACAUUUUAUAUAACAAUUUUUACAUAAUCACUAAAUAAAAUUCAAAUCAAAUAAAAAAUAUUUUCUCAUGUA